UCUGUCAAACAUACCACCCUCUUCACAACUGGGCUGUCCCAGUAGAAAGUCCCAGUCAUGGACUCAUCCAUUGUUGCAUUACUCCUAGGUGCUCUACUAUGUUUAACCACCACUACCACCAUAGCUUUUGAUCCAUGUGCUUCUUCAAAAGCUAAAUCUGAUAACUCAGACCUCUCAGUCAUUCACAUCUAUAGUAAAUGCUCACCCUUCUCUUCCCUAAACCCUGCUUCAUCAUCAUGGGUCAACACAGUCCUCAACAUGGCCUCCAAAGACUCAGAAAGGCUCACCUACUUGUCCAGCCUUGUGGCCCAAAAGCCCACCAAGGUCCCGAUAGCCUCGGGCCAACAAGCCCUUAACAUUGGAAACUAUGUGGUUCGGGCCAAGCUCGGAACUCCCGGUCAACUCAUGUUCAUGGUCCUCGACACCAGCAAUGAUGCCGCGUGGGUCCCAUGCUCCGGGUGCACUGGUUGCUCGUCCACUAUGUUCGCCCCGGGCACUUCCUCGACUUACGGGUCAUCGGAUUGCUCCAUGCCCGAAUGCAACCAGGUCCACGGGCUCUCCUGCCCAGCCACAGGCUCAAGCCCGUGCCUCUUCAACCAGUCCUACGGUGGUGAUUCUUCGAUCUCCGCUCUUCUCUCUCACGAUUCCCUAAGCUUAGCCACGGAUGUGAUUCCGAAUUUCGCUUUCGGAUGCAUCAACACAGUCUCCGGCAAGUCCGUCCCACCCCAAGGCCUAUUGGGCCUGGGCCGUGGACCCAUGUCACUACUCUCCCAAUCGGAGUCACUCUACUCCGGUAUAUUCUCAUACUGUUUACCCAGUUUCAAAUCAUACUACUUUUCCGGAUCUCUAAAACUUGGCCCCACGGGUCAACCCACCAACAUAAAAACCACCCCACUUCUCCACAACCCGCACCGCCCAUCACUCUACUACGUUAACCUCAUCGGAGUCAACGUGGGCCGGGUUAGCGUCCCCAUAGCCCCAGAACUCCUAGCAUUCGACCCGAACACCGGGGCAGGCACAAUAAUCGAUUCAGGCACGGUUAUAACCCGAUUCGUUGAACCCGCCUACAAUGCGAUCCGAGACGAGUUCCGAAAACAGGUACAAGGCCCGUUUUCGUCGUUGGGGGCGUUCGACACGUGUUUUUCUGCCAGCAACGAAAACGUAGUUCCGGCGAUCACGUUUCGAUUCACGGGCAUGAAUUUGGUGUUGCCAAUGGAGAAUAGUUUGAUUCAUAGCAGUGCCGGAUCGUUGGCGUGCUUGGCAAUGGCGGCUGCGCCGAGCAAUGUGAACUCGGUGUUGAAUGUGAUUGCGAAUUUGCAGCAGCAGAACCUUAGGAUCCUAUUUGAUACUGUGAAUUCUCGAUUGGGGAUUGCUCGUGAGCUCUGUAACUAGUUUUUAGUGUGCUCUGUUUCUGUCUAUUAGCUCUCUGUUUGAAGGAGUGAUUGGUAGAUUUUAUCUCAUAAUGUUUGGUGGUCAUAUGAAUAAUAUGUGUAUUAUGGAAAUGAUAGUAGUGUACAAGAUGAAGUAUUUUGUAUAAUAGGUAUUCGAGGAUGGUGUAUUAAUUAAUUAAUUUGUUUGUUUAGAUAUGCAUGUGAA
Camellia sinensis is the source of this 1596-nucleotide messenger RNA. Its product is annotated as Eukaryotic aspartyl protease family protein. Gene Ontology annotation, molecular function: aspartic-type endopeptidase activity. The record is from RefSeq and is a predicted model, not a curated record. Gene Ontology annotation, biological process: proteolysis. Lineage: Eukaryota; Viridiplantae; Streptophyta; Magnoliopsida; Ericales; Theaceae.